AGAGUUGGCUGUCGUGCACCGGAGAGAGUCCGUCGGAGGGCGCGACUGCCUCUUGGUAUAGUUACAUAGCACCUUAUUACAGCGUGAAUGGUCGGCAGCCAGUGAUCGUGUGUAUGAUGAUAAUCGGAAGUGGUAGUUGCAAUUCACGAUUGCAUUUAUCAGUAAUCAUGACAUCUUUUAGGAGUGGUGCAGCAGAGAAUGUGCACAUAAAGCGUAAGCGCAGUAGAAUCCGAGGUGGCGGCGAGUUUUGGUCAGGCACCUGAUUUGAGUUUCUGGCAAAUGUCCCAAAGGUCAACCGGUGCUUACUACGCCAUCCCGCCCGAACUAUUCCCACCACCACCACCACCGACCUGCAGGCAUCCACAAGGCGCGUUUUUGUACAUCGCCUCUUGUUAAAGGAAUCAGGAAUAAAAUCACUGCUCAAAGAAGUUACCUGAGAUAUGUCGACUACUGCUAGACGGAGGCUGAUGCGCGAUUUCAAGCGCAUGCAGCAGGACCCGCCUGCCGGUGUCUCCGCAUCUCCUGUAUCGGACAACGUAAUGACCUGGAACGCUGUGAUCAUUGGCCCGAACGACACUCCAUUUGAGGACGGAACCUUUAGAUUGCUGAUGCAAUUUGACGAGCAAUAUCCCAACAAGCCGCCCUCGGUCCGCUUUAUCUCACAGAUGUUCCAUCCGAAUGUGUACGCCUCGGGGGAUCUGUGUCUUGACAUCUUGCAGAACAGAUGGUCGCCUACAUACGAUGUUGCUGCAAUUCUGACUUCUAUCCAGAGCUUGCUGAACGAUCCAAAUACUGCCAGUCCUGCGAACGUCGAGGCUUCCAAUCUAUACAGAGACCAUCGGAAGCAAUACGAAAAGCGAGUCCGCGAGACCGUCGAGAAAAGCUGGGAAGAGUCAUAGUUCUGAUCGCUCGCUCACCCCCAUCCUGCUAAAACGUGUGAUGAUUGCUAGCCAGUGACGCUUGAUACUCCAAUUAUAUCGUUUCACCAGCACUUUUUAUUUUCAUUUGCUUCUCGCUUAGAAGAGUCUUGGUAAAAGAUCAGCGACUGAUCCGCUGGAGCAAGUUGCUGAACAGUGUCACACUUCAUGAAGAUUUAGUUGCUAAUAUCUAGGGUUUCUGCAUUUGCUCUUUCUUUUCUCUUUGUUUUCGUUUUUUUCGUUUUCAUUUAUACUCUUUGUAAUAUUGUUGGUUUCUAUGUCAGGAAUAUGGCGUCAAUGAAGUAUGCUAGUUUUGGAACUUGAUUGUCUGUAGUUCUGCGCAUAUUCCAGAAAUUUCGUAAAUCAAUC
Molecule: messenger RNA, 1286 nt
Organism: Myxozyma melibiosi
Lineage: Eukaryota; Fungi; Ascomycota; Lipomycetes; Lipomycetales; Lipomycetaceae
Product: ubiquitin-conjugating enzyme E2 2
Exons: 3
Coding region: 441-899 (152 amino acids)
Biological process (GO): proteasome-mediated ubiquitin-dependent protein catabolic process; DNA repair; protein polyubiquitination
Cellular component (GO): HULC complex
Molecular function (GO): ubiquitin conjugating enzyme activity
Source: RefSeq, a predicted model, not a curated record